Molecule: messenger RNA, 2652 nt
Organism: Adineta ricciae
Lineage: Eukaryota; Metazoa; Rotifera; Eurotatoria; Adinetida; Adinetidae
Source: the annotation of a GenBank genome assembly
AUGAGUCUUACGCGUGACGUCAAAAGCAUCGACGAUAAUUCAAACCGAAGUUUUACUUUAGAACGACACAAACAUGCGGAAUUACACGUGCAAGAUCAAGUACCACCGAUUCGAACCAAUUACGAACAGGUUACUUUAGUAUGGCUCGAUAGUCAUGCUAGAAAUAACGGGCCUUUUGCUGAUGAUAUUCAUUUGACUGAGGAGUUAUUACGCAAAUUAAAUGAUUAUGUAAUGCUAUUCGAUAAUGAACUUGAAUGUCUUACCUAUGUCGAUUCAGUUAAAAAUGAAACUGUUCUGCUGAUAGUUUCUGGCAGGUGUGCAACAUCAAAUUUGCUUGACGCACUACAGAAGUUAUCCUAUGUCGACUCCAUUUUUAUCUUUUGCCAAAAUAAGAAUAACUAUGAACGAUUAAAAGAAAAGUACAAGAAAGUCGUUGGUAUUUUUACUGAACAGAGAAAUCUUGGAGAAAGUAUUCGAAAUGCUAUUGAACUUAUCGACAGGCAGUCAACUAUAUUUGCUCUGUACAAUGUGGAUAAACAAAAAUCCAUGCGAGACCUUAGUCGGGAGUCUGGUUCGUUCAUCUUUCUUCAACUGAUCAAACAAGUUAUCAAACGGAUGGCAAUGAACAACGGUUCAGCCGAUGACAGCAAACAGGAGAUGGUAGACAAGUGCCGCCUGUAUUAUCGAGGAAACGAAAAAGAACUAGAAAAUAUCAAGGAAUUCGACAAGCAUUAUACACCUAAUCAAGCGAUCAAAUGGUACACUCGAGAUUCAUUCGUCUAUAAACUAAUCAACAAAGCCUUACGCACUGAAGAUAUUGAUUCAUUAUACACUUAUCGGUUUUAUAUUGUGGAUAUCUGCGAAUGUUUAACUGAAAAUUGUCAAAUAUUGCGAGAUGUAGCAUCGGAUGUAACAGUCUAUCGAGGGAUGAAGAUGCGUCGAGCAGAAAUAGAACGACUUCAGGAAAGUAUUGGUCAUCAUAUUGCUGUUAAUGGCUUCUUUUCAACAAGCCGAGAUAGAUCUGUUGCUGAAAUGUAUGCAGGAAUCAAUGCUGCACAACCGGUCUCGUCCGUUGCAGAGGACACCGAAUCAGUCGUGUUUGUUAUUUAUGCUGACUUAGAAGUUCAUCCGGACCUGAUUUUAGCUGAUGUAUGCUGUCUCAGUUCAUUUCGAGACGAAGGUGAAGUUCUUUUCGAUCUUGGCACAGUAUUUAAAAUCCUAUCGUUCACGUACGACAUUGACAAAAAUUAUCGGAUUUGUCAUAUGGAGGCAAGUGAUGAAGGCCGUACUAUAGCUCAAGGAUAUCUUGAUUUCAAACAGAAAGAAUUGCAUUCAUCAUCGGAUAUCGAAAUUGUAUUUGGAGAUUUACUACAUGUUAUGGGUGAGUGGCUAAAAUCUCGUGCGUAUUUCGAAAAUCUUGCCACUCGACGAAUCAAUGAUCCACAAAUUCAUCUCGGUAUCGCUCGAACUUAUGAAUCUCUUAAUCAAUCUGAUCAAGCUUUGCAGCAUUUGAGUCAGGCAUAUGACUUAGCUAUGCAAGACAACCCCGAGCGACUGUCGCUGGCAGCAAAGAUCUGUCACUACAUUUGCCGAGUGCAUUCGUUCUGCAACAAUUUUAACGACGCUCCCCUGUUUAACAGAAAGGCGCUUGAACUCUAUCGACAGGCUGGUGAACAUGAUAACCGAGAGGGUAUUGCUCUAGCAUUGAUAGCUGCAGGUAAUAUACAUUUUCUAAAAUGUGAACAUGAUAUAAGCUUAGAACAUUAUCAACGAGCCCUUGAGAUUUAUAUGGAACUGUACCCCUUCGAUCAUCCGGAUAAAGGUGUUGCUUUGAGUUCCCUCUCGUUGUCUUACUAUCUGAGAGGUGAAUAUGAAUGUGCACUCAAGCAUAUGCUUGAGUGUGUAGCAGUUCACGAGCGAUUACUUCCUACAGACCAUCCGCAUUGUGCUGUAGGUCACACAUCUGUUGGUAAAUUAUUGUACAAACAAGGAAAAUACUCUGAAGCACUCGAACAAUUCCAUUAUGCCAUGGGCCUGUUCGACAAACGGAGAACGAAUCAUCAUCGAAAUUAUGCUCUUCUACUGAACAAUAUAGGCAAAACUCUCUACCGACUCAAUAAACUAGACGAAGCUUAUGAACAGUACAAUAAAGCCAUGCAAUUUAUCGAGAAGUUAUUUCUAACGAAGUCGACAGAUCAUGCCGAUCUAGCAUAUACAUGGAAAAACUUCGGCGAACUUCGUAUGGCAAGAUUUGAUGCUACCGGUGCACUUAGUUUAUUUGAACGUGCUCGAGAUAUGUAUAAACGACUUUUCACAAUUGCUGAAAAUCAUCGAGAUAUUGCUAAGUGCUGGCACCUCAUCGGACAAGCGCACGUGGCAUUGGAAAACGAUACAGAAGCAAUAGAAUCAUUCGAGGUAGCACUACAGAUGUGGAUAAAAACGCUACCCAAACAUCAUCCCGAUAUUGCACUUUGUCAUCAAUCUAUGGGUGAAUUUUAUGCCAACAGAAAAGGAGACAUCGACAAAGCUAUUGAUCAUUAUCAUACAGCACUGUCUAUCUACGAAAUGCAACAAGAUGAUAGUUCCAAACAUAUAGAAACGAUACGAAAUAAACUAAUUUCUUUGAAAAAAGCGCGGCAUGAGUACAUAUAA